AUGGGCAAAGAGUAUGGGGACAUGGUGAGAUACAGGCAGAGAGAACGGAUAUGGGCUGAGAUACAGGCAAAAAGAUUGGCUAUAAGAAGGGGGACAACUACAGAUCCCCGGGCAGCAGCUGAGGCCUCCCGGCCCUUCACCCGGAGCUCCGUUCCCAAACGCCGCCGCGGGGGCACCGAAGGACGCGGCCCCAGCGAGCGCUCGGCCCGAGGAGCGGCUGCCGCACUCAGACACGCGCGGCCGGGGCAGAACGGCCCCCGGGGCUCCCUCCCGGCCGCUCACCCGGCGGCAGAAGCAGCCGAGCCGCUCGUAGGGCAGCGGGAGCUGCUGCCGCCGCUACAGGAUGGACUCGAGGAGGUCGCGGGCGAAGCGGCAGCCACUCUCCGGCACACGGCGCCCGGGAACGGCACCUGCCCCAAAGGACACACCGCCGCCGCCGCCGCCCCCCAAAGGACACGCCGCCGCCCCCCAAAGGACACGCCGCCGCCCCCCAAAGGACACGCCGCCGCCCCCCAAAGGACACGCCGCCGCCGCCCCCCAAAGGACACGCCGCCGCCGCCCCCCAAAGGACACGCCGCCGCCGCCCCCCAAAGGACACGCCGCCGCCGCCCCCCAAAGGACACGCCGCCGCCCCCGGCUCGCUUCUGCUUCGCCCUGCCGCGGCCAUCCAGAGCCAGGGAGAAGCUGCUUCCUGCUCGGCGCGGGGCGGGCGCCGCCGCUCGAAUAGGCGCCGCCGCGGGGCAUCACGGGAGCGGCGGGAAGGCUUCCGGGGCGGCUUCCGGCGCCGCGGCCGCCAUGUCCGGUGUGGGCAGUGGCGCUUUCGGCCGGCUCGGCAGGAGGAGGGGCCGCCCCCUGCUCCGAUCCCGGGCCGGGCCGCCGGCUCCGUUUCCCGGCAGAGGCGCCGCCCGCGCUCUCCUCGCCCCACGGCGAGUGGGACCCGCCGCGUUCGCGAACAGCGCGGGCGCCGCCUCCCGCGGAGGAAGCUGGGCAGCGGGGCCGGAGUGCGGUGCACACGGCUGGCAGGCGGCGCCCCCGGGCUCGGCCCGCAGCAGCCAUAGGCCCCAGCGGGGGGGCGCGCGGUGA
Molecule: messenger RNA, 1083 nt
Organism: Cuculus canorus (common cuckoo)
Lineage: Eukaryota; Metazoa; Chordata; Aves; Cuculiformes; Cuculidae
Product: serine/arginine repetitive matrix protein 1-like
Exons: 2
Coding region: 1-1083 (360 amino acids)
Source: RefSeq, a predicted model, not a curated record